AUGGGUGAAGAAGUAAAACAGGAACAAAUUAAGGAGGAAUCUAAGCCGGAGGAGAAGAAAGAAGAGCAAGCAGAGAAAAAGAAAGAAGAGAAAGCUGAGGAGAAGAAAGAAGAAAAGGCAGAAGAGAAGAAAGAAGAAAAGGCAGAGGAGAAGAAAGAAGAACCUAAACCACCAUCCCCAUUUGUCUUAUUUGUGAAUUUGCACUGUGUGGGAUGUGCAAAGAAGAUUGAAAGGACCCUUCUUAGGAUAAGAGGAGUUGAAGGAGUUGUGAUCGACAUGGCUCAAAACCAAGUGACUAUAAAGGGAGUCGUGGAGCCUCAAGCUGUAUGCAACAGAAUCACCAAGAAAACCAAGAGAACAGCCAAAGUCUUAUCGCCACUACCGGAAGCUGAGGGUGAACCUCUACCAGAAGUUGUUACCUCACAGGUUAGUGGAUUGGCUUCAUUGGAACUCAAUGUGAACAUGCACUGUGAGGCCUGUGCUGAGCAGCUUAAGAAAAAGAUACUCAAAAUGAAAGGUGUGAGGACAGUUGAAACAGAAUUAAGCUCCGGGAAAGUGAAAGUAACUGGCACCAUGGAUGCAGACAGGCUCGUUGAUUAUGUCUAUAGACACACAAGAAAGCAGGCCAAAAUUGUCCCCCAGCCGGAGCCUGAGAAGCCCGCUGCAGAAGAAUCAAAGCCUGAAGACAAAAAAGAAGAAAAACCAGCUGAAGAAGCAAAACAAGAAGAGAAACCACCAGAAGAGGGAACGAAAGAAGGCAAGGAGGAACAAGGUGGUGAAAACAAAGAGGAAGCCAAGAAAGGAGAAGAGAUCAUUAGUGAUGAAAUGUCCAUGCAGAAAAUGAUGCAUUAUUAUCAGCCUCUUUAUUACAUUGAAAGAAGUCCCCCACCUCAGCUCUUUUCAGAUGAAAAUCCAAAUGCUUGUUGCAUUGCAUAA
This is a messenger RNA of Fraxinus pennsylvanica, 936 nucleotides long. The record is from the annotation of a GenBank genome assembly. Lineage: Eukaryota; Viridiplantae; Streptophyta; Magnoliopsida; Lamiales; Oleaceae.